Molecule: messenger RNA, 1045 nt
Organism: Rosa chinensis
Lineage: Eukaryota; Viridiplantae; Streptophyta; Magnoliopsida; Rosales; Rosaceae
Product: RNA-binding protein pno1
Exons: 2
Coding region: 141-815 (224 amino acids)
Cellular component (GO): nucleolus
Molecular function (GO): RNA binding
Source: RefSeq, a predicted model, not a curated record
CUCCCGAAAACCCUUGAAGUUAAACCCCUUUAGAAUCGCGCAGCAACCCUACCCUGCCUCCUUCGACUCAGAGGCUCUCUCUCUCCGUCUUCCGCCGCCUCUGUCUCUUAGAUUGAGGGUCAAAGUCGGGGCAGUUAAAAAUGCAGUCCAAUGAAGCUCCUACUUCCAUGGAAGUUGAAGCAGUGGCAAAUGGAGCCAGUUCAGCGUCUGGGGCACUGCCUGCAAAGCCAAGUUUUGAGCCUUUAAAGGCUCAUGAGAUGUCAGAUGGGCAAGUUCAGUUCCGGAAGGUCUCUGUUCCACCGCAUCGUUAUACGCCACUGAAGAAAGCAUGGAUGGAAAUAUACACCCCAAUUUACGAGCAGAUGAAGAUAGACAUCCGUAUGAAUCUCAAGGGCCGCAAAGUGGAGUUGAAGACCAGACGUGACACACCUGACAUUAGUCAUCUGCAGAAGUGUGCUGACUUUGUUCAGGCUUUCAUGCUGGGGUUUGAUGUCAUAGAUGCCAUUGCCCUUCUACGUUUGGACGAGCUUUAUGUGGAGUCCUUUGAGAUCAAGGACGUCAAAACACUUCGUGGGGAGCACUUGUCUCGCGCUAUAGGAAGGCUGUCUGGGAAAGGUGGCAGAACAAAAUUCGCGAUUGAGAAUGCUACAAAGACUAGGAUUGUGAUUGCAGACACCAAGAUCCACAUAUUGGGAUCUUUUGCAAACAUAAAGGUUGCUAGGGACUCUCUUUGCAACCUUAUCUUAGGAUCCCCUGCUGCUAAAGUGUAUUCAAAACUAAGAGCGGUUACUGCUAGAUUGGCAGAAAGGUUUUAGAUUGGGGAUGAGUAUGCAUUUGUGUUAUGCAUUUUUAUUGUCCAUUUAUAAUCUUGAGUAUUCUGAAGAUGAGUAUGGCUUGACAACAGAAAGAAAAAGUUCUAGGAGAUUUUUGUACCGUCAGAAGAAAUGACAUCUUGUAAGAUUUUGUUGCUGUUGGAAGCAUUUUGUUAGAACUACAGUUCGUUUGACUAAAAACUUAAAUUGGUUAUCGUGAAGUUUUCUUUAAA